GAGGCCCUCUGGGCGCCUGAGGCUGAAAUCGACAUUUGCCUCUGGCAGGAAAAUGAGCUUGUCACUUUCUGCCUUCAUCAGACCCUCAACCCCAAGGAGCAGAUUUCGGUAGCGUUUUAACUUUAUAUCUCAGAAUCUGAAAGCGGAAGGAAAACUGCACACAUCAAGCGAAACUCCCUGAGGGGCGGCCAGCGCGAGGGUUUCGGGCCAUCGCCCCUCACCUCCGGGGACUUCCAGGGUCUUCCCCCCAACCCCGCGCGGACUUCUCCGCGUCACCCGAAGGGGUCACGUGGCAACGUGGGGCCCGCCUCCCGGUGACGUCACGGCGCUCGCAGCCGUCGCGCUGAAGAAAGGAUGCUCGAGGAUGCUGUCCAGGUGGGCGGCCUUGGGCGCGAUGCGGCACUGCAGGUAAGGGGCGCGUGGCGCCGGGACGACCUCCCUGGCGUCCCCGGCGCCGCGGACGCUGCAGGGGAAGCCCGGCCCGCGGGUCUGCAGCCCGGCUGCGCCCCCCAAAACCCAAAGUGGGGCCUCUGGCUGCUGCCGCGCCUGCUGCCUACAGCUGCCUGGUGCAGCUGCACGCACCCGGCAGGGGAUGGCCCGUGGCAGGCCCACGCAUUACUUGGGUCUUGGCGUGCCCGCCCCAAGAAAGGGGGCAGGGGCCAGACAGAAAGACAUGGGGAAGAAAAAAAAAAACGCUCCGGAGGGGGAACAAAAUCUGAAAUGACCACACUGCAUGCAUUCUACGUAGAGAGAGGGGCUUUUAAGAGGUGUAAUUAGCAUGGUCAAUGCGGGAGCAAUGAGUGGCUCUGGAAACCUGAUGGAUUUCCUCGAUGAACCAUUCCCUGACGUGGGGACGUAUGAGGACUUCCACACCAUCGACUGGCUAAGGGAAAAGUCACGGGACACUGACAGACACAGGAAGAUCACCAGCAAGAGCAAGGAGUCCAUAUGGGAGUUCAUCAAGAGCCUUCUGGAUGCCUGGUCGGGAUGGGUGGUGAUGCUGCUCAUCGGCCUGCUGGCAGGCACCUUGGCUGGAGUCAUCGAUCUCGCUGUGGACUGGAUGACGGACCUGAAGGAGGGGGUCUGCCUGUCUGCCUUCUGGUACAGCCAUGAGCAGUGCUGUUGGACUUCUAAUGAGACCACUUUUGAGGACAGAGACAAGUGUCCCCUGUGGCAGAAAUGGUCGGAGCUGCUGGUGAAUCAGUCAGAGGGUGCCAGUGCUUACAUUCUGAAUUACUUAAUGUACAUCCUAUGGGCACUGCUGUUUGCAUUUUUGGCCGUCUCCCUGGUGCGUGUAUUUGCACCAUAUGCCUGUGGCUCUGGCAUACCAGAGAUAAAGACUAUUUUGAGUGGCUUCAUCAUCAGGGGUUACUUGGGGAAGUGGACCCUGCUAAUCAAGACAGUCACGCUGGUGCUGGUAGUGUCCUCUGGCCUGAGCCUUGGGAAGGAAGGGCCGCUAGUGCAUGUGGCUUGUUGCUGUGGCAACUUCUUCAGCAGCCUUUUCUCCAAGUACAGCAAGAAUGAGGGCAAGAGGCGAGAGGUGCUUUCAGCAGCAGCAGCUGCUGGAGUCUCUGUUGCCUUUGGUGCACCAAUUGGAGGCGUGCUUUUCAGUCUAGAAGAGGUCAGUUACUACUUUCCCCUGAAGACCUUGUGGAGGUCAUUUUUCGCAGCGCUGGUGGCGGCCUUUACACUGCGAUCCAUCAAUCCCUUUGGAAAUAGCCGUCUUGUUCUCUUUUAUGUGGAGUAUCACACGCCCUGGUACAUGGCUGAACUCUUCCCCUUCAUCCUACUUGGGGUUUUCGGGGGCUUAUGGGGAACCCUGUUCAUCCGCUGCAACAUUGCCUGGUGCAGGAGGCGCAAGACCACCAGGCUGGGGAAGUACCCAGUGCUAGAGGUCAUCGUGGUGACCGCCAUCACUGCCAUCAUUGCCUACCCCAAUCCCUACACACGCCAGAGCACCAGCGAGCUCAUUUCUGAGCUGUUCAAUGACUGUGGGGCCCUUGAGUCUUCCCAGCUCUGUGACUACAUCAACGACCCCAACAUGACUCGGCCAGUGGAUGACAUUCCAGACCGGCCAGCUGGUGUCGGUGUUUACACAGCCAUGUGGCAGCUGGCCCUGGCACUGAUCUUCAAAAUCGUUGUUACCAUAUUUACCUUUGGCAUGAAGAUCCCAUCGGGCCUCUUCAUCCCCAGCAUGGCUGUGGGCGCGAUAGCAGGCAGGAUGGUGGGAAUUGGCGUGGAGCAGCUGGCCUACCAUCACCAUGACUGGAUCAUCUUCAGGAACUGGUGUAGACCCGGUGCAGACUGUGUCACGCCAGGGCUUUACGCAAUGGUGGGGGCUGCGGCCUGCCUUGGUGGAGUUACCAGGAUGACAGUGUCAUUGGUGGUCAUCAUGUUUGAAUUAACGGGGGGUCUGGAAUACAUUGUGCCCCUGAUGGCGGCGGCUGUGACCAGCAAGUGGGUGGCUGAUGCAUUUGGGAAAGAAGGCAUCUAUGAGGCCCACAUCCACUUAAAUGGGUACCCUUUCCUCGAUGUUAAGGAUGAAUUUACCCACCGCACGCUGGCUACUGAUGUCAUGCGGCCUCGGCGGGGAGAGCCGCCACUGUCGGUGCUCACCCAGGACAGCAUGACCGUCGAAGAUGUGGAGACGCUCAUCAAGGAGACCGACUACAAUGGCUUCCCUGUGGUGGUCUCCAGAGACUCUGAGCGCCUCAUUGGAUUUGCCCAGAGGAGGGAACUGAUUCUUGCAAUAAAGAAUGCCAGACAGAGGCAGGAGGGCAUCGUGAGCAAUUCCAUCAUGUACUUCACCGAGGAGCCCCCUGAGCUGCCAGCCAACAGCCCGCAUCCCCUGAAGCUGCGGCGCAUCCUGAACCUCAGCCCAUUCACAGUCACAGACCACACUCCAAUGGAGACAGUGGUGGAUAUCUUCCGGAAACUGGGACUCCGGCAGUGUCUGGUGACGCGGAGUGGGAGACUUCUUGGCAUUAUCACAAAAAAGGAUGUUCUGAGACAUAUGGCCCAGAUGGCAAAUCAGGACCCUGAAUCCAUCAUGUUUAAUUAGCAACAAGGUGGCAAUUAUUUUCAGAAAAACACUGACUGUGUCAUUUAAAAAGAAGUAAAUGAUAUGUUAUAUUCCAAUGAAAUAUCACGCACUGGAGACAGCAGAAACAAAAGCUUUGUUUGAAAGGAAGGGAAGAAGAAUGAAACCUUUAAAAACAAAAGUAUCAAUGAUUAGGCAUUUUAUAGCUUUAACCCUGUAUGAGUUUCAAGCUGUGUUUCCUAAUGAGUUUGCUACUGCUGUGGGGGCAUGUGGGUGGGUGUAAAUGAUGUGAUCUACACAAGUAUGUGGAGCAUGAAUGCUGACUCAAGAAACUUUUACCUGUUCUGCUCAAGGCUGAUGUUUGUAACUUACAAACACACGUGAAGCGUUGAGUCCAAAAGACAAAAGGGUAUCAGCAUGUCAGCAUCCUUAUUUAUUGGUUCUUGAAAUUUUGCUGCUAUGUUACUGAAUCAUAUUAAAGACAUUUGCACUUACUUUGUUGAAAAGGAAAAAUUAAAUUUGAACACAGUGAAAGCUGCAA
Callithrix jacchus (white-tufted-ear marmoset) is the source of this 3581-nucleotide messenger RNA. RefSeq names its product chloride voltage-gated channel 4 (gene CLCN4). Lineage: Eukaryota; Metazoa; Chordata; Mammalia; Primates; Cebidae. Gene Ontology annotation, biological process: transmembrane transport; chloride transport. Gene Ontology annotation, molecular function: voltage-gated chloride channel activity. Gene Ontology annotation, cellular component: Golgi apparatus; synaptic vesicle; early endosome. The record is from RefSeq and is a predicted model, not a curated record.